Messenger RNA from Lactuca virosa, 758 nucleotides. NCBI's taxonomy places the organism in Eukaryota, Viridiplantae, Streptophyta, Magnoliopsida, Asterales, Asteraceae. The record is from the annotation of a GenBank genome assembly.
AAAGAUUUACAUGUCUCUAACAUAAUGAGCAACCACAACAAUAUCAAUACUCAACGGUCUUUGCGACUUGCCAACGAUGCAAAUGCAUGGUACAACAACGGUGGUAGGGACUCAUUUUUGGACAUUAUAUCUCCACCAUCGCGCCUUUUUCCUCAUAUCCUGAAUGAGAGAGUUGGUAUUGAUCCAUGGUUGUGGUCCUUCGAGAAUAGAAUCUUCACUUUACCUUCCUCCAUAAUGAGUUUUCCACAACCUCGAAUGCGUCUUGUGGUGUUGCAAAACAAUUUGGCAAACCACACGAAUUUGAGGUCAAGAGAAAUGGAUCGAUCACAAACACAAACACAACUACAAACACGUGAUUCAAACAAUCAAACAAAAGCUUUAGAGAAGCUUAGGAAAGAGAUUUACAAUCCUAUUCCAAAGAAGAUUAUACAAAGGUUGGGUAGGUUUUACUCUGAAAAGGAUGGUGGAAAGACCACAAAAGAAGUAUACAAAGAAGAUGAUGAUUAUGAUAAUAAAAGAUGUGUCAUAUGCUUAGAAGACUUCGAAGCAAAACAAGUGGUGAUGGUGACACCGUGUAAUCAUACGUUUCAUGAGCAAUGUAUCUUGCCUUGGGUGAGAACCCAUGGUAGAUGCCCGGUUUGCAGGUUUUCUUUUUUGUGAAAGGACUAAAGACAGAAUUCUAAUUAUAGCAUUGUACUUUGAAAAAUCUACACAAUUAUAGAAUUAUACUUAAACUUUUCUUUAUUUAAACCCAAAUA